Messenger RNA from Manduca sexta (tobacco hornworm), 1661 nucleotides. RefSeq names its product protein PBDC1. Gene Ontology annotation, cellular component: cytoplasm. The record is from RefSeq and is a predicted model, not a curated record. The transcript is spliced from 4 exons. NCBI's taxonomy places the organism in Eukaryota, Metazoa, Arthropoda, Insecta, Lepidoptera, Sphingidae. Bases 221 to 709 code for a protein of 162 amino acids.
AAUAUAUGGUAUUUUCAGCAUUAUGACAUUUUGUAAUCUUUUUGCAUAGCUCAGAAUUUUGACACAAGAGCAUUAUUCAAUGCUUAAAAUUAAAAGUGACAUUAAUGAAACGUAAUUGCAUAGUUCAAGAAUUCAGAUGUGCAUGUUUUAAAUUUUUACAAAAGAACAUAAAAUCUGUGGUUGCCUGCUAAAGUUACAUUGAUUAUAAAUAGUUUUAGAAAUGGACGUUUUGUCGAGGCCUGCGGAAGAGUUCGGUAAUGAUGAGACGCUGGAACACUUGUGGGCGGCUAAAGCUAUGGAGCAUAGCGACAUUUAUUUCAAUAUGCUAUGUUCAGUGGAUACACGACUGCUGCAACUGACACCGCAUGACGAUCUCAUCUACACACACUUCAGACAAGACUUCCCUGACAUGGACGUAGCAUUCAUUAACGAGAACGAAAUCAAAAACAAUAUGAACAAAGCAAAGUGGAGAGUGUUUUGCGAAAAGUUCAAAAACAUUGUCGAAGACUAUAGUUUCGGUACCUUAAUGCGAGCAGACUGCAACGGCGAUUAUUCAGAACAAAACACAAUAUUGGUAGCUAGGGUGCAGUUUUAUGCGAUAGAAAUUGCAAGAAAUCGUGAAAAUCUCAAUAACAAUGUGAAGAAACGCUUUAAGUGUGCAUCAUUAGCUAACUUGGAGAAUCAAGAAAAAGCUCAAAUAGCAGCUUAGGUUAAUACAAACAUUGCCAGCUUUUGAAUAUGAUAUGCCUAAUUAAAUAUAUUUUCCGAAGCCAAGUUUUGGAAUUAUUAAUAAAUGAGCAACACUGAUUGGCAUGUGAAAAUAUAUGUUGAAAAUUUUGCAUCUUGUGAUUGUUACUAUAAUUUUUACUUUUUAGAUAAAGGGAGAACUUUUGCCUAUAAAAUUAUGUUUAUACCAGUGUUGGGAAGCAAUUCCUACUAGCAAAUUACAAUAUUUAUAAUGAGCAAUUUGUCAGAACUCAUACACAUUAAACUUUAUCAUUUCAACCAAUAAGAUUUUGACUAGCAUUAUACUAAUAUAUGUUAAACUAAGCCGUUACCAUCUAAGAAGUAUAAAUUGUUUGUUAACAAAGUAAGUGUUGCCUUGUUCAUAAUUCCAAAAUAGACUUCAUAAUUUACGAAAUGGUGUGAAUGCGUGUUUAUUGUAGGUGUGAUAGCACUACACAUGUAUCAGAGUUCAAGUAUGUAUAUCGUGCAAAAUAGCAAUAAUAUUCAUAUAUCCACAUAAUGUGCAUUGCAGUUUAAAUAUAUCAACAUUGUGUAUAUUGGUGGUUGAAAGGUUAAUUGACUUAAGGGAUUUUUUUUUGCGACACUUAGUUUCAUACAUAUUAUUCAGCACUCUUUUGCUAUGAGUUUUUAACCUAGUAAAAAAAAAAUGUUGCUUAAAUCAAUUAGCUUUUUAACUGUCAAUAUAAUCUUGAUUUCUAACUACUGAAAACUGUUCUACAUAUCCCUGUUCUGUUACUUUUAACUGUUGUAUUCACUGUUAUAAGUGUAGGAUAUAAUUUUGUAAUGCUUCUGUAAUCGUAAUCACCGUAAUUGUAAGUUAUCACGCGGCUGACUAGAUAUUACGAGUGGAUAAAAAAUGAAUGGGGUGCUCAUUUUCUCAUACAUUUUUUGAUAUUAAAACUGAGUAAACUGCA